AUGAGCGCCCGCCUCUUCUCCGCCGCCGCGCGCAGCGCUGCCCGCGCCCCGGCCGCCCGCUCCACUGUCCAGCGCCGCUUCGCCAGCACCGACAACGCCUUCGUCAGGGAGCGCGAGGCUGCCAAGCACCACGCCGCCGGCACCACUGAACUCUGGCGCAAGAUCUCCAUCUACGCCUGCAUUCCCGCCCUCGCCCUCGCCGGCGCCAACGCCUACGUCCUCUGGAACGAGCACUGGGAGCACUGGAGCCACAUGCCCCCUCUGGAGGAGCGCGUCGAGUACCCCUACCAGAACAUCCGCACCAAGAACUACCAGUGGGGCAACGGUGACAAGACCCUCUUCUGGAACGACUCCGUCAACUACCACAACAAGGACAAGGCUUAA
Messenger RNA from Colletotrichum siamense, 384 nucleotides. RefSeq names its product Cytochrome c oxidase subunit 6A. The record is from RefSeq and is a predicted model, not a curated record. The transcript has 4 exons. Gene Ontology annotation, molecular function: enzyme regulator activity. Gene Ontology annotation, cellular component: mitochondrial inner membrane. Gene Ontology annotation, biological process: mitochondrial electron transport, cytochrome c to oxygen. Bases 1 to 384 code for a protein of 127 amino acids. Lineage: Eukaryota; Fungi; Ascomycota; Sordariomycetes; Glomerellales; Glomerellaceae.